Molecule: messenger RNA, 3121 nt
Organism: Epinephelus fuscoguttatus (brown-marbled grouper)
Lineage: Eukaryota; Metazoa; Chordata; Actinopteri; Perciformes; Serranidae
Gene: gpr27
Product: G protein-coupled receptor 27
Exons: 1
Coding region: 651-1766 (371 amino acids)
Biological process (GO): G protein-coupled receptor signaling pathway
Cellular component (GO): plasma membrane
Molecular function (GO): G protein-coupled receptor activity
Source: RefSeq, a predicted model, not a curated record
CACUACAUGCAAGCGGACGUGCGUCGCAUAGGCGAGACGCUGCUGUGUGAGAUCCGCCGAUAGACCCAUACAGGCGCUCCCACCUCUGCGAGCCUCCCAUCUCCACUCGGCUUUUACCAACAUGUUUGCUUUGCCAGGCUAGCUAUAUAUAACUCGUGUUUUAGCUGCAGCUGAUGAGGCUGUGGGUGCGUAAUUGCGCACAACACUGCCUGCUUUUCUAUUCCUCAAGACGAACGGGAGACCUCCGCCAUCGGUGGAAAUUGAGAUGUGUUUUCUGAGCCGCUCGUCUGCUGAACGGAUGCCUUCCGAGAUGGUGAAUGAAGCUAAACCGGGCUGCCUCUAUUCAGCAGAGACUGGAGCAACAGACAGGGAUGCUUUUUGUGCCCGACACUUGUGAGAUGAAGGACAAGAAGAAAAAGAAGAAAUAUUACUAGAUGCUUUUUAUUUGUUUCUGUGGUGGGGAUCAUAGCACAUCGGGAUGGAUGCGAGCCGAUGUUAAACGGAUGCUGUGAGUGGAAUUUAUUCCUCAGCGGUUUCUCUGUUAAAGGGGCGGCGGAUCGUGUUGGUUUUUGUUUUCCAUUCAGCUUUGGCAGGAUACUACCGCUCGUCGAUGAAUUGAUGUGGGAAUACGCGCUUCCUCGGCUGCAUAGAUGGCAAACACAAGUGAGUUUGGGGAGGGCAGCCCGUCCUUACAGAACUAUGCGUUCGCGGCCUCUGCGGUCAAGCUGGCCUCCCUGGGUCUGAUCAUGGGCAUCAGCCUGCUGGGCAACGCGUCGCUGUCGCUGCUGCUGCUAAAGGACGGCUCGCUGCACAAGGCUCCCUACUAUUUCCUGCUGGACCUGUGCCUGGCAGACGUGGUCCGCUCCGCAGUCUGUUUCCCCUUCGUGAUGGCAUCGAUCAGCAGCGGCUCCGCCUGGCCGUACAGCGCGCUUAGCUGCAAGAUCGUCGCCUUCAUGUCGGUGCUCUUCUGCUUCCACGUCGCCUUCCUGCUCUUCUGCGUCAGCGUCACCCGGUACAUGGCGAUCGCCCACCACAGAUUUUACUACAAGCGGAUGAAUCUGUGUACGUGCGUGGCGGUCAUCUGCAUGGUGUGGACUCUCUCAGUGGCUAUGGCUUUCCCUCCGGUCUUCGACGUGGGGACCUACAAAUUCAUCCGUGAGGAGGAGCAGUGCAUCUUCGAGCACCGCUACGUGAAGGCGAACGACACCCUGGGCUUCAUGCUGAUGCUGGCCGUCAUCGUGGGGACGACGCAUGUGGUUUACAUUAAGAUGCUGUGCUUCGUCUACGAUCACCGCAAGAUGAAGCCGGCUCAGCUGGUCCCUGCCAUCAGCCAGAACUGGACCUUCCACGGCCCCGGAGCCACCGGGCAGGCCGCCGCCAACUGGAUCGCCGGGUUCGGACGUGGACCCACCCCGCCGACGCUGGUGGGCAUCAGGCAAGCAUCGCACCCUGGCAACAGGAGGCUGCUGGUGCUGGACGAGUUUAAGAUGGAGAAACGAAUCGGGAAAAUGUACUACAUGAUCACACUGACCUUCCUCAUCAUGUGGGCUCCCUAUAUAAGCGCCUGCUACCUGAGAAUAUUUGUGCGGGGAGCCCCGGUCCCGCAGCUCUACCUGAGCGCUGCGGUUUGGAUGAGCUUCGCCCAGGCGGGAGCGAACCCCAUCAUCAGCUUCAUGUUCAACAAGGAGCUCCGGAUGCGCCUCAGAGCCUCUUUCCCCUGCUGCCUGGGAACACAGACACCCAUGGAGCCAUACUGUGUCAUCUGAACCUUGCAAGGCCCCAAAAUACUGCCAAAGACACAUUACAUUUUGUUUCAGAAUGUACGCAGACUGCUCCCCAAAAUGUGUUUGCACACGCACACAGGGAUGUUGAGGAGUGUGAGCCCACUUCAGUUCAAUUUAUCUCCAUUUUUAUUUGUGGAAAAAGAUUUUACCCACUGUUUUAAUCUGACAAAAACUUGAAUAUGAUGUAAAUUAAUUCUAUAUUUUGCUCAUCAGAAUCAGAAUAUUUAAAGCUACAUGAGGCAGAUUAUGAGAUGGAAGCAUAAUGUGAGGCUUGUGUCCGCUUCACCAACUGAGCAUCAUGUUUAAGCCACCUUUUAAUUUACUGUAGCUAACAUUAAAUCCAAAUAUAUGGUAUAGCCUUUAUGACAAUAGGGGAGAGCAGGGUCAGUUGGGACAUUUUUGUAUCAACAUGAAAUAACCUUCCAUUACUCACAGACAACUUCAACAGCAAUGGAAAUAAUUAGAGCCCUAGACAGUUAGGCUGCAGGUGUCCGCUAACAAUUUCCAAUUUUUACAAUUUUCAAACCUCAAACAUGAAAGACAAUUUUUAAAAUGUACAAGCAUGCAUUUUCCCAACAUUCUGCCACCCCGGACAGUGGGUAGGGUCGGAAGGAAUAGUCAGAAGGUCUCCACUUUGUGGUUAAAAGGGUCAGGAUCAGGGUUUGUCUAAGUAUGAGCAUGGUGAAUGGCAUAGGCUUUUAAACUUGCCAAAAAGGCACUGUCCCAUCUGACCCCACUCUCCCCUAUGUGUCAUGUUAUGUCCUGGAGACAUUUUUUAUGCCCUCUUCAAUAUCAGCCCUUUUGGUCUGCUACAAUAUUGUACAUGAAUGUCACUUUGACUAUUUGUUUGUAUAUUUUGAAAUUCUGUCCCAGCACACCUAUUUGAGGUUAUUUGCCUUUUGCUGAACUGACGACUGAAACAGAACUACUUUUAUCAGCGGAUUAGAGUCAGUUUCUCUGGCAUCUAUGACACACUCGGUUUCUAGUCGUUUGGAUACCACAAAUGAGACAAAGAUCUCAAUAUAUUUUUAAUGAGGACAACAUCACAUUUGUAAAUACUGUAAAGCUCCUUUCCCUCGUUCCUUCUGCUUUUUUUAACCAGAUAUGUUGUAUAUUUCAUAACCCAUUGGGAUUCUUUGUGUUGAAAAGGUGUUGAAACUCACUUUAAAGGUAUUUUGCAAAUUCUUAUUCUUCUUCAUGGGUCAGUUGUGUUGAGAAAUGGGUUAAUUCUCUUCUGAGUAUACAGUUAUUCUUUUUCUACGGACAUGAACAUGAAAAUGUUAACAAUUUGGUGCUUUGAGAAGGAUGUUUGCAUUGUUUGUAUUUCUUAGCAAAUA